Molecule: messenger RNA, 2311 nt
Organism: Electrophorus electricus (electric eel)
Lineage: Eukaryota; Metazoa; Chordata; Actinopteri; Gymnotiformes; Gymnotidae
Source: RefSeq, a predicted model, not a curated record
GAUCAGAGGAAUGAAAAUCAUUUUAGGAGAAAAUUUUGGCAUCUUAUUUGGGGCUGGAAUUUAUUAAUUAUAUGAACCUGCCCUACACAAGAAGGAGUUCAUUUAAAGUUCAAGUAACAAUCUCUUUGUGGAUCCAUUUUAUGAGGAGAGGAAUGUCCGUCACUUUAAGAGAGAAACACAGUUUCUAUUUCUUCUGUCAUGUGGGGUUAAGAAAAUAAAGGAAAAAGAAGCAAGUUGUGAAAAUGGAUGAAUUAGUGCAGACCAACAUCACAGCUCAGACAGGAGGGAACGUCUGUGCUCCUGUGCUGCAUGUGAAUCAGGUUCACGCACCAGUGACACUGAACAUUACAUAUGGAUUGCAGGAAGUGUCCAGUUCCAGCACCAGCUUAGUUCAGACUGGAGGUGCUUCAGGGACUCCUGCUCAAAAUGAAGGAUGGAUUGAAAAAUCCAAAUUCCACAAAUACAAAUUGGAGAAGGAAUAUAAAGAAUUUCAUGAAGGAAUCUCACAGCAUGGAAGCUCAACCCUUCUGAAUGAGAUCUACACAGAGCUCUACAUCACAGAGGGAGGGAGUGGAGAGGUCAAUAAUGAACAUGAGGUCAGACAGAUUGAGACAGCAUCCAGGAGACCAGCAACACAGGAGACACCCAUCAAAUGCAACAACCUCUUUAAAGACAAAUCCAUCAGAAGAGUGCUCACCAAAGGAGUUGCUGGAAUUGGAAAAACAGUCUCUGUGCAGAAGUUCAUUCUGGAUUGGGCUGAAGGAAAAGCAAAUCAGGAUGUCUCCUUCAUAUUUCCAUUUCCUUUUAGAGAGCUGAAUUUGAUAAAGGAGAAAAAGUUCAGUCUGUUGGAUCUGCUUCAUGAUUUUUUCCCCAGUUCAAAACAGUUACAAUUCAUAGAUUCUGAUGCUUACAAAAUCAUGUUUAUUUUUGAUGGUCUGGAUGAGUGUCGACUUCCUCUAGAUUUCCAGAAUAAUGAGAGAUUGUGUGAUGUAACAGCAUCAACCUCAGUAGAUGUGCUGCUGACAAACCUCAUCAAGAAGAAUCUGCUUCCUUCUGCUCUCCUCUGGAUAACCUCUCGGCCAGCAGCAGCCACUCAGAUCCCUCCUGAUUGUGUUGACCUGGUAACAGAGGUACGAGGGUUCAGUGACCCUCAGAAAGAGGAGUACUUCAGGAAGAGAAUCAGUGAUCAGACCCUGGCCAACAGGAUCAUUGCACACAUGAAGUCAUCAAAAAGCCUCUACAUCAUGUGCCACAUUCCAGUCUUCUGUUGGAUAGCAGCCACUGUUCUAGAGAAAAUGUUUGGUGAAGCAGAGAGUGGAGAGAUCCCCAAGACUCUGACUCAAAUGUUCACACACUUCCUGAUCUUUCAGAUCAAACACAAGAACAGCAAGUACCAUGGAAAAACUGACACUGACUCUCACCAGACUAGAGAAAGAAUUCUGGUAUUGGGGAAACUAGCUUUUGAACAGCUGGAAAAGGGCAACCUGAUCUUCUAUGAGGAAGACCUAAAAGAGUGUGGCAUUGAUGUCAAAGAAGUGUCAGUGUACUCCGGAGUGUGUACACAAAUCUUCAGAGAAGAGUUUAGGCUGUAUCUGGGGAAGGUGUUCAGCUUUGUGCAUCUGAGUGUUCAGGAGUUUCUGGCUGCUUUAUAUGCAUUUCUCUCCUUCAUCUCUAACAUAAAUGUUUUGAAACAGCAAACCACUGGAUUCCUACAUGGGCUUAAAAGAUCAAAAACAAUGUCUGACUUCUUUAUCAAUGCAGUGGACCAGGCCUUACAGAGUGAGAAUGGACACCUGGACCUUUUCCUUCGCUUCCUUCUCGGUCUCUCACUGGAGUCCAAUCAGACUCUCUUACGAGGCCUACUGACACAGACAGGAAUCAGCUCUAACAGCAAGGAGAAAAUAGUUAAAUAUAUCAAGAAGAGGAUCAGGGAAAAUCCCUCGCCAGAGAAAUCCAUCAAUCUGUUCCAGUGUCUGAAUGAACUGAAUGAUCAUUCUCUAGUACAGGAAGUCCAAACAUACCUGAGCAGAGGAGGUAACCGUCGUCUCCAUGGAGCCAGGCUCUCUCCUGCUCAGUGGUCAGCUCUGGUGUUUGUCUUGCUGAACUCAGAAGAGGAGCUGGAGAUAGACUUGAAUAAAUAUGACCCAUCAGAGGAAUGUUUACUCAGACUGCUGCCAGUAGUCAAAACAUCCAGAAAAGCUGUGUGAGUAUUUUUAUUCAUAAACACACUACUGCACUGCGGUCAGUACAACAUAAACAAUGGACUUUACAAUGGUGUUAAUUUUACAGUAGUGUUUUUUGAACCCCUUUG